Dothidotthia symphoricarpi CBS 119687 is the source of this 1517-nucleotide messenger RNA. Its product is annotated as transcription factor Tfb2. Gene Ontology annotation, biological process: nucleotide-excision repair. The transcript has 3 exons. Gene Ontology annotation, cellular component: transcription factor TFIIH core complex; transcription factor TFIIH holo complex. Gene Ontology annotation, molecular function: ATPase activator activity; double-stranded DNA binding. Bases 102 to 1517 code for a protein of 471 amino acids. The record is from RefSeq and is a predicted model, not a curated record. NCBI's taxonomy places the organism in Eukaryota, Fungi, Ascomycota, Dothideomycetes, Pleosporales, Dothidotthiaceae.
CUGCGCGACUCACGCGUUUUUAUCCGCCCUCUUGCGUCCCCCACACCUCCAGGACCAUGAUAAUACGAUAACACGCGAAUUUCAUACCCACAUCCACCAAGAUGUCGGCGUCAUCGUCAACCCAAGCGCUCGAAUACCUCGAGGGCCUCCCUCUGCAGACGCACCGCAAGCUGUACGAGCAGCCGUCGACGGUGCUCGCGGUGUUCCGGUGCAUGCUGCCUCAUCUAGCAAAGUCGAUAGUAAUGGCCAUGCUCUACAUGCCUACAUCCUUUCCCUCGGCCGACCUCGACGCCUGGUUCAAGUCCUCCGCCCGCAAGGAGAAGGAACAGGCCCUCUUCACCCUCGAGCGCUUGCACAUCGUCGCCUCGAAACUCAACGCUGAUCGCACGUCCUCGUUCUCCCUGUCUCCGGGCUUCCAGCGCAGCUUGCGCCAGGCUAUUGAGGGCUCGGGCACGCAUCGCUCGUUUGGUGUCCCCGCGAGUAAAGACGAGAGUCGCGGGGAGCGCAUGACGGUCGAGGCGCUGGAUCAGCACGCGAAGACGCAGUGGGAGAAUAUCCUGUACUUCAUGGUUGCUGGCGCGGCGGGAAUGCAGAAUGUGGGCGGCGAGGUGGGCGCAGGGACGAAGAAGUUGCUGCACGCGGGCGAUCUGGUGAGGAUUGUGCACGGGCAGACGAGGAUUACCAAGGAGGGCUUCUCGUUUGUGCUGCAGGAGACUAACGCGCAGGUGUGGAAUCUGCUGAUCGUGUACCUGAAGAUGAGCAGGGAUCUCGGCAUGUCCGAAACAGACGUCCUAUCCUUCCUCUUCAUGCUCGGCUCCCUCGAACUCAGCCAAGACUACUCCACCUCCACCCUCUCGCCCACCCAACUGCAAAUGCUCGACGACCUCGCCGCAAUGGGCAUCGUCUACCGCUCCUCCAAAUCCGCACAAACCUUCUACCCCACCCGCCUCGCCACAACCCUCACCUCGGACGCCGGCGCGCUCUCCAACGCCCCCGGCUCCGCCGGCCGCGGCCCCGCCGCCGCAAACAAAGGCUUCAUCAUCAUCGAGACUAACUACCGCCUCUACGCAUACACAAACAGCAUGAUCCAAAUGGCCAUCAUCUCCCUCUUCACAAAACUGCAACACCGCUUCCCCAACCUCAUCUCCGGAAAACUCACAAAAGAAAGCGUUAACCGCGCCGUUUCGCAGGGCAUCACGGCGAGUCAGAUCCUGUCCUACCUAUCUACGUACGCGCACCCGCAGAUGCAGAAAUCGGUGCCGUAUAUCCCGCCUACGGUUAUGGAUCAGAUUCGCCUGUGGGAGUAUGAGGGCGAGCGUGUUGAGGUGUCGAAUGGGUUUCUGAUGAAGGAGUUUAGCUCGCAGAAUGAGUAUUUGGAUGUUCUGGGUUAUGCGGAUGCGCUUGGGGUGCUGGUUUGGCGGAAUGAUGAGAAGAGGUGCUUUUUUGUGGGGCAGAUUGAGCAGAUUACGGCGUAUUUGAAGAAGAAGAAGGAUGAGAGGGUUGCUAAGGGGCGGUAG